UUUUAUUACCAUUGAGCAUUAACCAGGAGAGGAUAUCAUAUCACACCGCCUUGGAGAAGACGAAGAAACAACAAACAACUUCUUCUAUAAUAAACCCCCCACCCACACAAACGAAGCCUCUGGGUUUUUCGAGGUUCAUCUCCCAAUAUCUCACAUACGUUUCCCUAGGCCUCUCUACUCAUCUAAAGCUUUCACCUUUACUCUCUCAGACCAUGGCUGGAACCGCUUCUUCUUCUUCUGAUAGCUUCCUCACUACCUUCCCUCUUCUGGAAACAGCAGAUUUGUUCAGUGAGUUGUCUUUAGGUUCUGAUGGAAGUGAAGUCCCUAGGAACCGUAACAAGGGUUCUCUUCAGCAGCAGUAUGGACAUAUACCUCCUUCUGGUGCAUUUACUGCUCCAUCUCUUCAUGGAAGUGAAAGAAGGCCUAACAUGAAUGUUGGAAACUUGCCAAAUGGUGGAGACAUGUUUGGUUCAUACCCAUGGGGUAGUUACAUCCCACCAAACCAUCAUUCCGGUGGCUACCAAGAUCAGAGGUUUGGUUAUGGACACAGCAACAAUUCAAACACCUUUUCACAUCUCAUGAAUCCUCACAGCUCACAAGAAGCGAUGCGUUAUGACCAAUUUGGCUAUAAUGAUCAUAUGUAUGGACUAUACGGGAAUGUAAUAGACUCAGGUCAUGCUUACGGAACAUUCGGUUAUGAUUCCUGGAAACUUGGGAGAGGAUGGUAUCCUGUUGAUGGUUAUAAGAAGACCAAAAGCUUCAACUACGGUCGUGGUGGCUACAAUGAAGAGAAAGCAGAUAGGCUUAACGAGCUUUGUAGAGGACCUAGAAGCAGUGAUUCAAAAACUCCACAAGGGACUCUUAACGUUCCAGUGGUAGCAGAUCUCCAACGCUACAAUGGGGAGAGUUUCCCUGAGACAUUGGUGAACGCGAAGUUCUUUGUGAUUAAGUCAUACAGUGAAGACGAUGUUCACAACAGUAUUAAGUAUGGUAUGUGGUCAAGCACACCAACUGGUAACAAGAAGUUGAAUGCUGCGUAUCAUGAAGCUCAAGAGAGUUCUCAAGAUUGUCCUGUGUAUCUUCUCUUCUCGGUGAAUGCAAGUGGACAGUUUGUUGGUGUUGCGGAGAUGAUAGGACCGGUUGAUUUCAACAAGACAAUGGAGUAUUGGCAGCAAGAUAAAUGGAUUGGUUGCUUCCCUGUGAAGUGGCAUAUCAUCAAAGAUGUACCAAACAGUUUAAUGAGGCACAUAACGAUCCCAAAUAACGAGAACAAGCCUGUUACUAAUAGCAGAGACACUCAAGAGGUGAAACUGGAAGAUGGAACUAAAGUCAUAAAGAUUUUUAAAGAGUAUAUGAGCAAGACAUGUAUACUUGAUGAUUUCAAGUUUUAUGAGACAAGACAGAAGAUAAUUAGGGAUAAGAAGAUCAAGCAAAAGAAACAGGUCCUUGAUGGAGCUACUGUUGAAACGAUUCUUUGAAAUCAAUGGGAGGAAUGAUGAUGACUUUUUAAUUAAAGAACAAUUUGAAUGAUGUUUCUUUUUUUUACUUCAGGCUUUGGAUAUUCUGAGAACCUCUCUUUAUAUAGGUUGGUUUGCUAUGCGUUUUCCUAAACAGAGUAAUUUAUGUUAUGUUCCUUUUAUAAGGAAGACUCACAUCUGAUAAAACAAAACUCAUUAUUUGUUCUUGUUUCCUUCAUAAAUCAUAUCAGAAC
This is a messenger RNA of Eruca vesicaria subsp. sativa (arugula), 1711 nucleotides long. Lineage: Eukaryota; Viridiplantae; Streptophyta; Magnoliopsida; Brassicales; Brassicaceae. The record is from the annotation of a GenBank genome assembly.